AUGGCCGCCGAAGUGAUGGACAAUACCAGCAGAGUUUUGGGUGAGCUUUCUUUUUUUUCUUCGAUUCUUUACUUGCUUAAAGCCCAAAUAUUAACAGGAGAAAGGUGUUUAGGUGAAAUGAACCAGACGGAACGGAGAAUGUUGUUUCGGAGGAGUCACAGCGAACCGGUGAAUCCGAGCAACGAAGCCGUCGCGAUGACCAGCCGCACGUGAGUUUUCUUCAGGUUUUGCAACAAAAAUAGGUGUUUCAAGUGGUUUUGAAGUAUCGUCAUCGCUUACUUCAUCUAUUUUUUUUACAACAUAGGAUGUUUCAAACUAUAUGGAAAAAAAGGAGAAAAAAAAUAUGCGUAGUCUUAGACAGUGUUCAAUUGAAAUUUAUGAGAAUGUUUGUGAAUUACAUUGUGCUAAUAUAAGAACAAACAUUUAAAAUCUAUCGGUUUGCUUAAUAAUGCAAGUUCAUAGACUUAAAAAUUUUCAUCUGGAGUCGAAACUGUUUUAAAAAGUUUCCGAGGUUCUGAAGUUCAUCAGAAUAAAAUUGGCCUGUUUGCAGUGAACCAGAAUGGAAUGUGACGGUCGACUCGAUAUCGAUUCAAUCUUCGUUCGUCGAAUAUCAGCAUCGGAGAAGGGAACGGCUGAGAAUACAGGAGGAGCAGCACAAAGAGGCACACGUGAGUGCUUCAAGAACAUUUGGAAAAGGAAUAUUCCUAACGUGCGAACAACAAAGGUUUGCAAAGAAAUUGCAACUUUAGCGCAACUUUCUAUUCGAUCAUGCUGAAAGUUUGCGCACUUUUUCAGAAACAUUGCCUCAGAGUCGAAGCUAGAAAUUGCGGGAUGUGUGUGGGUGUGUCACCCAUGAGUAGGUACCGCAACGGGUUUCACGAAACUCGGAAUUUCUAUAAAAUUCUUGUUGGAAUGUGUUCCCCUACUCUAUAUGAGUACGCUCCCAAUUUUUUUUUCGAAAAUUUUCGGUACAUCCCGAGUUACACCACUCCAAAGUCGCCCUGUUUUCUCUCAGGUCGGCGGCCGAGGAGGGGGCGGAGUCUCACUAGCAAGUUUGCCGCACGCGUUUUUUAUCCUUGUCUGGUGGACCAAACCAAAGAGUCAACAUUUUGAAGGAGCAGAAAUGAUGUUCUAAGAAAGCAAAAUAACUUUCGAGGUCAAAAUUUUCGAACCCGGCACCUUUAGAUUGCCGAGUGAGCACUUUCCCACUGCGCCAGCCGGGCGAAGGCGCGCCGGCCGCCAAUGGCAUAGAAAAGCUGGCAGCGCGCGGUCCACUUCUAGGUGUCAAAUUAGUGUUUUUGCGUGCUCAAAUCCAAAACUGUUACACUUUACAGUCACUUUUCAAAAAACGGAAACUAGAUAGAUGGAAAAGUUCGACAUGGAUCGGUCGGAAAUUUGAUGCUGAAUCCGAUUUUGGGAAAAUUAGCCGCGUGUAAGGUACCUGUGACCCUCAAAACCCCCAAAAACUACAAUUUCGGCCAAACUGGCUCUACUAAAAUUAACACAAAUCUGGUCCUAGACUGUCUAGAGCUCUGAAAAUUUGUAUUUGGGUUCUCAGAGAGUUUAUCUAUGGAUUCCAAACAUAAAAAAGUAUGGUCAUCGCUGAAAUGUUUUCACAAUUUUUUGUGCCAGUUUGAGGACCUGUAAAAAAAAUCGGAAACUAGAUUGUCUGAUUCUGACUUAAAAAACGGAUUCCCCGUCCCUUAAACUGUUGGAAUCACUUGAAAGUAGGCGCGUGUUGCACAAACUCCGGCCACACGAGCUCUCAGACUGACUUCCAUUCUCGUUUUCGCCUUUUUUUGAGAAAAUGGUGCGUUUUCGUGGGAAACGGAGUUGUUCAUUAGAUUCAGCAUGGUCGAUUACAUAAAGUAAAACAUUACGAGUAUGGUACUUGGUCUGGGGACCUCGGUACAGGUCCUCAAACAUGCGCGCGCGGAAAUCAAGAGAAAAUUCGUCAGGCCACGCCCCCUCCUUUGCGCCCCCUACCCAUGAGACUACUAAUAAUAAUGUUCGUCAAUGCAACACGAUUUGCUGUGUUCUUGAAACUGAGACGUUAGAUUGGGGGUUAUUCAGCAAUGUAAAAAUAUGAAGAAAAAAGCGCAACGCGUGCAUUGUUUUUUUUUCCCCCCAUUUUUCGACCUCCUUCACAGCUAGUACGAAUCAGAGGUGGUCCCAAUGUCCAAGUCGAACCUUUUUCAGUUUCAGUUGAGUUGAUUUUGAGCAGUGAAAAGUCUUGAUCUUCACAAAACCCCAUCGAGAAUCGUCGAUUCCCUUCCCCCGGCUCUCCAGUCACAACAAAUGAGUGUAUCCAUCCAUUUUCGUAUCCUUUUCAAAAACAAGAGCUCCGUGACGUCUCCAUGACGACUGCUAAUUGAGAAGAAGGGACGAGAGAGACGCGUGGACGGGUGGGCACCUCAACGGAUACCUUCUCUCUCUCUCUCUCUUUCUCUUUCUCCCUCUCCUUCAGGUAGCAGAUGCCCCAUCGAGACCUCAUUUCGUUUUCAUUUGCAUUUGCAUUUCACGGUAGUCUUUCCUAGAUUUUAUGUAGUUUUUGGGCUCCAAAUGAGUUACCAUUUUCUCUAAUUUUUUUGUAUCGCCGCACGGACACCGAAACAAUUUUUUCAAAAAAUCCUACGUAAGAAAUGGGACCUCGUUUUGAACAAAUUUUUUUGAUAGACUAUUAAAAAUCCGUUACACAUUUCUGCCUUUUACAACGUUCACGAAACUGAAAUUGUUUGAAAUUGAAAAAAGUCAUGUUGACAAUCACGCUCUACCGUAAUUUCAACUGAAAACCUGACUGUGAUCUCCCCUCACGUGAAACCCUAUUAGAUCGGUGCUUUGUAAGUGAAAUUCGGCAUGCUCAAAAUGCACUCGUGACCACAUAUUUCUUGCUUGAAACCGUUCUGAACAUCUCCGUUUUUCUCUAAAUCUAUCGUCUGCUCAUGUUGCAGAUCCCGUCAGACGCCUCGGAUGUGGGCAUGCAAGUGCCGAACGCCUUCAACGAGUUCCCCGAAAUCCAGAUGCCGUCCACACUUUCGCUGACGAACAGUGACAAUACGUUAGUAACCGAUAUGGUUUCAUACACCGUUGAAACCCGAUUGCGAUUAACAACAAAAAGCGAGUCGUUUCAGUCACUCGUCGAACGACAUCACUUCGAGUCAGGCGAAAGAGAUCAGCUACGAGGAGGAGAUGCGGUCGUUCAUCGAGACAUCCGGCCAUCUUUCGAGUACUGUGGAUCAGGAGGAACGGAAGAGUCGGACCGAGAUGUGGGUCGAGGCGUCCACCGAGAGCUUGGCCGAAGAGCCGAAAAUGGAGCUGGGGAAGGUGGAAGAAGCAGAAGAAGCACGGCGAGAUGGGAAGCAGGAAAGUGAACGAGUAGAAGAAGAAGAUGUAGAACCAGAGACACGGGAAACGACACCCGAGAAGCCACAAAUGAUCCAUCAGGUACACUUCCUAUACAUAUAUUUGAACACCAUGCUUUUGUUUGUUUCAAUUUCGCCUAUAUGUACACUCCAAAAUUUUUGACAAUACCGUUUCAAGAAAGUGACUUUAUAGAAAAUAUUGUUUCGAACCAACCACUACAUAGAGCAGUCGGUCAUAUUCCAGAACACCGAAGAAUCGGUGAUCUCGUCGACGGUCUCCGUGAGCAGUCUGAAGAAAUCCACGUACACGAUGAAUUUGAAGGAGGCGACGGAGGCGCAGAGCGAAAUCGAUGUGAACGAUGUGGAUAGGUGAGCGUUUUUCGUCGAUUCAUUUUCUGUAAUCUAUUUAUUACCACAUUUCCCCGAGAAGCGCAUAUUUUUAACGGUUUCGAAGCAGUAGCUUCUGUGUCGCUUUUCAUUCGUGAAUCGUUAGGUUUUUCUUAAUGUUGUGAAGUUCCAAAUCAAUGUCGGAAAUGACUUUUUUUUAAACAAGUUUCGUUUUCAGAUUCUGGGAUUAUCUCUACGAAAAGGACAGUAAUUAUCGAAACGGUGAUCUCAGUUUCACUGCUCCGUUGAAUGGACCUUCCACUUCGGCAAGUGAUAGGUUCGUCAGAUAUUGUUAUUUCGUUUAAUUGAAGGCCACGGCGACCAAAAACGUAGAAAGGGGCGUGGCCUAGCGUGCACGGUUUAUCACCAUUUUGGCGCGCGAAAUUCGAAAUUUAACCCCAUUUUUCAUGUUUUUCGUCAAAUAUUACCCCAAUUUUGUACGAUUUCGACGAUGUAAUUGCCAAAUAACUUUGUUAAACUAAUCAUCGCGCGCACUUUUUGAGCUUUAAACGAGCCGUUUUCAUUCAGAAAUGAAACAAUUGAAUCGAUUUUCAAGUUUUGUGCUGAAAAUGCGCGAAUUUCAGUCAUUCGCCGAUACUUUUUGCCGUUUGAACGCUUAAAAUACUUGUAUUAACGUGCUUAAUCACUUCCGACACUCACUUCGUCUCAAAACUAUCCAGAUCGGCCGGUAUGAAAAUUCCGAAAUUGCGGCGGCGAUUGGCCGCGGAGAGCCUAUUGCGAAAUAUGCCAAAAACGUCUCAAACGCGGCGGCGUUUUCACGAAAAUUUCAAUGUUUUCUCUCUUUAAUGUGCUCUUCUUUCGUCGCUAUCAAACACAAAAAUAUCGGAAAAGUGCUGGAAUUGCGGCAAUUUUCAGAAAACGCGUCUCAGAUUAGGCCACGCCCCUUUUUACACUUUUGCUCGCCGUGGAAGGUGACUGGACAGAAAUGGCGCUCGGUUCUCAAUCUGGGCCGAAUUUCCGGGCCGCGAAGUAAUUUUCCACUGAAAACGUGGCCUAACUUUUCAAACUCGGCCCCGUUUGCAUUGCCAAAAGAGUUUCUCAACAGAGCGUCAUUUCUGUGCGGUGCCCCUAUAAUAGUGUCACACCUCAUAAACCCAACUACCAGAAACCGUAAACAUUCAAAGCAACCCUAUUUAAUUACAGGUCGAUCGGAAUGUCCUUGUCGCCUGUGAAAGUAAACUUUGCCGGAAUUCAAACCAACAAAACUGUCGUUGUAAGUGUUUCCCAUCUAUGUUUGGUGAUAUUGUCUGAUUUUGAGACCGUUGCCCCUAGAAUGAGCAAAGAUGAGAAGGAUCGGGAAUUGGAUGAAGUUCUGGCGGCCGAUGAUCAGACCGUCGAGAACAGAUUCUUCAAACUUCAGCCCUUGGAUGGUGCCACUUCAGAGGCCACCAGUUUGCCCGUUCUGAUGAGAACUACCGCUUCUCAAACACCUCUUCCCACCCGAUUCAGUGGAAAUGGAAGUGACAAGGAGAACGUGUAAGUGGCCAACAGUCUUCUGAAAGAUGUCACCGUUUUGUAGGCUUCGAGAAUUUUCAUUCAAACUCUCGGAAACACUGUACAAAGACCUGAAAGUGUUGAUUGUGGAGAGGGAUCGAGCGAAGGAGGCGAUGCGAAUUCUGCCGGCCAAAUCGAUGAGGGAGCUCAGCGAGGAGUGCAACUACUUUCAGACGGUAAACUUCAAAACUAUGUCUAUGAGACUGCAGAAUAAUAACAACUUUUUGAAACUCUAAUGGGUCUUAACGUGUAUUGUUUACAUUAAAGCCCACAAUUCGUAUUUUUGUAUUGAAAAUCUCAUUUCAGUCGUUAAAGUUAUGAACCCACUGAAGCAGUUAUCAUUUUCAGCGAUACCGUGUGCGAAUCGAGCAGAACAAGGAGAAAUUGGACCGUCGGAUCGAGGAAAUCUGGAAAACGCUUCUGAAAAUGCCGAUCGAAUCGCAAGAGAUUAUCGAUUUUAUAAGCGUCGCGCACAGCGAUCAGUUGACUGUGAAUGCGCGCAGAAAUUUGCCCGAAAUGUAUGUAAAACUAUUCAAAUUGGAGUUCCCUCUCAAAAUUCAUGUAUAUUUUCAGGUUUUGCUCGGAAUAG
This is a messenger RNA of Caenorhabditis sp. 36 PRJEB53466, 5853 nucleotides long. The record is from the annotation of a GenBank genome assembly. Lineage: Eukaryota; Metazoa; Nematoda; Chromadorea; Rhabditida; Rhabditidae.